Messenger RNA from Phodopus roborovskii (desert hamster), 6451 nucleotides. It is a transcript of the gene Cfap44, whose product is annotated as cilia and flagella associated protein 44. Bases 23 to 5548 code for a protein of 1841 amino acids. The transcript is spliced from 34 exons. Lineage: Eukaryota; Metazoa; Chordata; Mammalia; Rodentia; Cricetidae. The record is from RefSeq and is a predicted model, not a curated record. Gene Ontology annotation, molecular function: protein binding.
UGAUUUUGUACUUACAGAAGAUAUGAAGGAACCAGAUGACCCGGACGCUAAUGAGGGAAGAUCAGAGUCAAGGAGUGAAGGCAGGCAGUCUUCUAGAUCUGAUUCAAAACCUCAAGAAGACACCACAGAUGACCUAUAUACCGAUGAAGAAGAAUCAUACCUCGAUGAUGACCUGGACUUUGAAGACAUGGGACAAAAUUCAACUUCAUUUCAAGAUUUUCCUCAGAUUACUAGUUUAACCCAGGAACCUCCUCCUGAGAUUAAGGAAGAGGCAGAGGAGACUGUAAAGAAGAUAUCAGCGAAUUUCUUCUACAAUUAUGAGGAGCUUGUUUCCACACCCUAUGUGACGCCAGAAGCAAAUAUCCCACUGGAUUUUCUCACCCUUGAGCAUUCUUUUGGCUAUGACUGCAAAAAACGGGCCAACCUACAACUUCUGGAUAGCAGUACCGUGAUAUACAUUGCUGGGAACCAACUGGUCCUGCUGGAUUUUAAAACCAAGGACCAAAUAUACCUGCACAGUAGCAGUGGCCAAGGAAUUGGUGCCAUUGGGGUUCAUCCAGAUAAAACUUACUUCACAGUUGCUGAAAAAGGAAGUUUUCCAAAUAUUAUUAUCUAUGAAUAUCCUUCUCUGAGGCCCUACAGAAUCCUCCGAGAUGGGACAGAGAAGGCCUACGCGUAUGUAGACUUUAACAAUGAAGGGACCUUGCUGGCCUCGGUUGGGAGUCAGCCUGAUUACACAAUAACCAUCUGGAAUUGGAGAGAAGAGCAGCCUACACUGAGGACAAAAGCGUUUUCUCAGGACGUUUUUAAGGUCACUUUCAAUCCUGAAGAUGAUGAGCAGCUAACCACAUCAGGGUUAGGCCACAUCAAGUUCUGGGAGAUGGCCUUUACAUUCACCGGUCUCAAGCUGCAAGGGUCACUGGGGCGAUUUGGCAAAACAUCCACAAGUGACAUAGAGGGUUACACUGAGCUUCCGGAUGGGAAGGUACUCUCAGGAUCAGAGUGGGGUAACCUGCUGCUUUGGGAAGGCAGCCUCAUCAAGGUGGAGCUCUGUCGAACUGGCAUGAAGUCUUGUCACCAGGGUCCCAUUAACCAGAUAAUGCUGGAUGAGGGGGAAGUUAUUACUGCUGGCUCAGAUGGCUGUGUUCGGAUUUGGGAUUUUGAGACAAUAGAUACUGCUGACAUUAUAGACGAUACCGGAUUGUUGGAGAUAGAGCCCAUCAAUGAACUUCAAGUGGACAAGAAUGUUAACAUCUUCUCAAUGAUAAAGAUGAAUGAAAUUGGAAAUAACUUUUGGCUGGCUCAGGAUGCCAACGGAGCCAUAUGGAAGCUUGACCUUAGCUUUUCAAAUAUUACCCAGGACCCAGAAUGCCUCUUCUCUUUCCACUCUGGAGCCAUUGAAGCCUUGGCUAUUUCUCCUCUCACUUAUCUCAUGGCCACAACUUCCCUGGAUUGUUCUGUUCGUGUCUAUGAUUUUGCUAGCAAAACUCCUUUGGUUCAAACGAAAUUCAAACAAGGAGGUACUUCCAUUACUUGGGUACCCCUAACAGUGAGCCUCUCUGCAGCACAGAUUAUCAUAGGAUUCCAGGAUGGUGUUGUCCGGAUUCUGGAACUUUAUGAUCCAAAAGGACUUACACUUUUUGCAGGACGGAAGAAAAACUUAGAAGCUGAGUUACAUUUGAAACAUGUCUUCAAACCCCACACAGCUGAAGUCACAGCUUUAGCUUAUGAACGUGAAGGGGAGAUCCUAGCCACUGGGAGUAAAGAUAAUACUGUCUUCUUUUUUGAUGUGGAAAAAGAUUACAAGCCAAUUGGUUAUUUUAAUACUCCCGGGCCUGUCUGCCAGCUGAUGUGGUCCCCGGCCAAUUAUCCUGAGAGCACCUUAAUGACGGUCUGUGAGAAUGGUUAUAUUCUUGAAUGUCCAAUCCCAACCAUUAAGGAUGUUGAUGAUCAUGAUGUUGUCUCCUAUGAAAUCAAAGGCUUGCUCCUCAAAUGUUUCCAUUUCUCAAGUGUCAAGUCUAAGAUUCUGAGAUUAAUGGAAAUUGAAAGGAGAGAAAAACAGAGGGAGCUGAAGGAGAAGGAGAAGGAAGCAAGGAGGAGGAAGCUCGCAGAGCAGAGGGAAGCGUUUGGAGAGGAGGAGUUACUGGAGGAGGGCAAUGGUGAAGAGGAAGAGGAAGAGGAGCCUCUGCCUGAGAUCUUCAUCCCACCAACCCCCUCUCCCAUCCUCCGUGCCUUUUACUCAGGGCCAGGGAGGUUCUGGGUGUCACUGGGCAGCUAUGAUUCUGGUUUUCUAUAUCACUGUCAGUUUCCCCCACUUUCCAGUGCCAGUGACUUCCAAGAACAGGAAGAUGAACCAUUUGAUUUCCGUGUUCUUGAGGACACAGAGGACAACCCCAUCCAAACAUUCACUUUCAGUUCUAACCAGAUGAUGAUGUUCUGUGGAAUGAGAAACGGAGCAAUUCGAGUGUAUGUCCUCAGACAGAGUGACCCCUUCUUGACCAGUUUGCAUGACUACUGGCAUUUCAACGUGCAUGACAAUGAUUAUGGAUGUAUUAAAAGCAUCUCUGUCAGUUUUGAUAGCCAGUACUUGGUCACUGCUGGGGCAGAUGGUAAUAUCUUUGUGUUCAACAUUUUUUCUCAAUUUAUGGUUGAAAAACAGACCAAAGCCAAAGUGCCACCUCCCAGGUUUGGGAUUGAAUCAGAGCCCGUUCCAGAAGACAUUGAAGAUCCCAAAGCCUACAGUAUUGAGAACGCCAGGAGGAAAAGGGAGUAUGACAAGCUAAUGAAGGAAGUAGAAGAAAUAAAAGCCGCGAAGAGAGAGCAAAUCAAAGCUUUGAGGAAUGAAUUUUGGAAACUGUUAGAAAUGAAUAAAGAAUUACCGGUGCAUAUGCAGUUUCAGCGGACAGAUUUCAAUAUCGAUGCCACAAUUCAUGCUGAAAUCAAUAAGACAACAAUUUCCAAAAUUCAGGAAGUGGAGAAGGAACUAGCUUGGGAAAAGCAGAAAUAUGAACUGGGCCUGAAGAAGCUCCAGAACAGAUUUCGCGAUCCACUGGAAAGUGAUAUUGUUGUGGUGUAUGCCAUCCAGAGUGACCACCAGAUAGCAUCCUAUAGACUGGUGAAGCCGUCAAAGUAUUCCAAAUUAAAACGACCAAGUCAGUCGGAGAGAAGAGCGAGCAAAAUGGAGAGGUUUGAAAAGGAAGGUCCCGGAAGGAAGGAGAGCCUUAAAGAUACAAGCGGAGGUGCUAACCUACAAGAAGAAUCAAUCAUAGAAAAAGGGAAGAAAUAUCGGCCUAGAACCCUGAGUGAAAUUAUGGUAGGAAAUCAAAUUGAGAAAACAAGGAAACUUAUACAGAAAGCUGAACGGGCCCAGCUUAAGAUUCUGCAGCGCAAGAAGGAGUGGGAUGAGCUUUACAAGAGCAAGCCAGAUGAUGACUACGAAGACCCCAAGGACGUUCAGGCCAUCAGAGAAGCCCAAAUAUUCAUGGGGGAUUUCAAUCUGAAGACAUCCCCAGACUACAAGAUACCCGAGCACAUGAGGAUAAAUGCCGCCAAGAAGGAAGAGGAACUGGGGCACCUUGACUCAAUGGCCCAUGCAAAGAAGAAGUACAUGAACAAGUGCAUUCUUUCCCUUCGAGAUCUUAAGCUUGCUGUCAUCGAGGAAAUCCAGUGCCUGGUACAAGAACUGAAGAACAUUCAGUUGUCCAUCCCCUCGUCCAAGCACAUACCCAUUCCUCAAGUCCCGCAGAUAUAUCCAGAAGAAGUCCCAGAAAGGAGAUUUCAAUAUGACGAGGAAACACUCUUGAGAUUUCAGAGAAAGCAAAAGAAACGCCAGGGGGACAGGGACAGGGAAGACAGCAAGCAGGUUGGAUCUGGUAGCUCAGGUGGAGGAGGUUUAGGGUUCCUCAAACUAUCUCAUGGAAAGGAAGGAGAUGUGACAACGCGAGACUCCCUGUCUAGGUCAUCCAAGGCAUCAGCAUUCAUCUUGGAUCUUCCUAAGUCGUCAGAGUUUGAAAAGGCCGAGCCAAGUGAUGUGGAGCUGGAGAUCAUGAAGAGAGAAGAGGUCAAACAUUUGUACAUGCAACAGUAUUUGUGCAACAGGAUCAAAGAAUUGACUGUCACAUUUGAUGCAGAACUCCAUCUUCUGAGACACCGGAAGCUGAAGCUAGACACUAAGAUGAAACUAUCUGACCUACACCAUGUCACAUUAUUUCAAGAAAUGCUUCUCCUCAAGAAUUUUGAAAAACAGGAAAAUAUUCUUCAAGAGCGUGUUAAUUCUUUAGACAAAGAGGAGCAAGACAUGCAAUGGAAAAUAAAUGAAACUCAGAAAGAGAUGGAAGAGAAAAAGAAUGAGAUCACCAAGCUCCAGGAGCAGGAAAAGGCUCUCUAUGCCGGGUUCCAAUCAGCGCUUGGAGAAAAUAAUAAAUUUGCAAACUUCCUCAUGAAAGUCCUGAAGAAGAAGAUCAAGCGGGCAAAGAAGAAGGAAGUUGAAGGCGAUGCUGAUGAAGAUGAGGAGAGUGAGGAAUCCAGCGAAGAGGAGUCCAGCCUGGAGAGCGAUGAGGAUGCAUCCGGAUCUGAAGAUGAUGUUUUUGAUGACUCCAUCUGCCCAAACAACUGUGAUGCAAGCCUUUUCGAACUGGCCCUCCAACUUCGAGAGAAAAGACUGGAUAUAGAGGAAGCUUUAGUUGAAGAAAAGAAAAUUGUUGACAACCUGAAAAAAGAAUACGAUACAUUCUCCAAAAAAGUAAAAGUUGUGGCAACAAAUCUGAAUGCAGCGGAAGAGGCCCUGGAGGCCUAUCAACGAGAGAAACAGCAGAGACUGAACGAACUGCUGGUUGUCAUCCCUCUCAAGCUCCACCAGAUAGAGUAUGUGAUAUUUGGGGAGGUUCCUACUGAUCUUUCUGGAACCUUGGUCUUCUCUAAUCACUCCCUGGGACGGCUACAAGAACGAAUCAUACAGCUCCAGGAGGAAAACUGCAAGCAGCAAAAACUUAACAAAGAAUGCAGGGAGAGGCGGAAGAUACUCAUCCGGGAGAAGAGAGAGAUGUCAAAAACCAUCCAAAAAAUGGAAGAAACAGUCCGUGAUUUGAUGAUCAGCAAGUUUGGCCGAGUGAUUGAUCUGGAAGCCCUCCAGACACUUUCUGUGAACACAACACUUGAAGAACUGAAGAUCAAAAAACUGCGAAAGGAGCUAUCGAAUGCAAAGGAAAUUAGGAUGUGGGAGGAGAAGAUCGCUCAGAUGCGGUGGGAACUGAUGAUGAAGACAAAAGAGCACACCAAGAAGCUUCACCAGAUGAACAACCUGUGCAUCGAGAAGAAGAAACUCGACUCCAGGCUGAACACACUGCAGAACCAGCAGGGGAAUGCCUUCCAGGGCCCUCGGAAAGCAGACACAGUGGCAAGACAGAAGAUCGCCGAGCUGGUCCAGAACCAGUCAGAGAAGAUCUUGGCCUUGAAGGAGGAGAUUGCACUUUUGCGGAAGAAAGGAGGGCUCAUCCUCCCGCCCAUCAUAUCCACACAAGAGAACGAAAUGAAGUCCAUGGAUGCCUAAAUUCCCAGUCUUCUCAUUUUUCACCCAGAUUUCUGGCAGAACUCACCAAGUCUACUUCCCCAUUGUCGCCCACAACAAUCCUCUCGCUUUAAAGCGAAUCAUAGCAAGACCAUAAAAGCACCCUUCCGUGUGAAUCAACAUCUCUCCACAUUAGAGAUAACUGUAAUGUUUGACAUGUAAUUAUGGCCAUGCUAAGACAGGUUACAUUUUCCAGUCUAAGAUGACUAUGAAGAAGGUUGAAUCUCAUAAUUUAGGAAAGCAGCUGUUAUAUAGUGUGUUCUCAGAAACAUAUGUUUUUCUGGUAUUCUGAGUAUUUAGCCAUUGGCAAGAAAAACUAUUAUUCAGCAAUCAGUAAGAGAACUUCCUUUUCUUAGUCCUUGGAUCUUUAGAAAAUAAACUGUUUGUGUUAAGUAGUCUGUGAAAGGACCUAAGAGAAAAAAAGGCAAACCAUCUUGCCAAUAAUAACUUAGAAUAAGAAAUGCAAAUGUGAAUGUUGUUAUUGUUGACUUCAUAAAGCAGGUAUUUGAGGGCUGGGGAUUGAGGAAAUGCAGAUAGAUGCAGCAAAACAGCUCUUUUUGGGUUGGCAGAGGCAGCUUCCUGAGUCACCCACCAGUUCUGCAAACUCCUUAAUUCUGAGGUUCACAUUUUCCAAAAUAAGUCAGGGACGCUUUUCUCUAGGCUCUUUGCAACUCCAGCAGAAUUCUCCCUAGCUCUCCUCCAGUUUUCCUGUGCCCCAUGCCUUCUGCCAGGGUUCACUUGAGCUGUUACCGGCUUAGAUCCAGAUGAGGAAGGGAUGAAAUAGAUUUUCAUCUCUGAAGGACUAACACUAGCAGCCACUUCUGACUAUGUGUGACAUUUUAAACUUAAGCGUGUACUUUCAGGCUCAGAACAGGUUGAUUGAAA